Messenger RNA from Impatiens glandulifera, 1166 nucleotides. Its product is annotated as cell division control protein 2 homolog C-like. The record is from RefSeq and is a predicted model, not a curated record. The transcript has 6 exons. NCBI's taxonomy places the organism in Eukaryota, Viridiplantae, Streptophyta, Magnoliopsida, Ericales, Balsaminaceae. The coding region runs from base 52 to 966 and encodes 304 amino acids. Gene Ontology annotation, biological process: signal transduction; regulation of gene expression; regulation of G2/M transition of mitotic cell cycle. Gene Ontology annotation, molecular function: cyclin-dependent protein serine/threonine kinase activity; cyclin binding; ATP binding. Gene Ontology annotation, cellular component: nucleus; cyclin-dependent protein kinase holoenzyme complex; cytoplasm.
AGACAACGGUUUCAAUUCAAUCGAAAAUCAACGUUUGAUUCAGACACGAUAAUGGAGAAAUACGAAAAACUCGAGAAGGUUGGAGAAGGCACAUAUGGAAAGGUUUACAAGGCAAAGGAUAAGGAAACAGGACAAUUGGUUGCUUUGAAGAAGACACGGUUAGAAAUGGACGAAGAAGGAGUUCCACCGACUGCUUUAAGGGAAGUAUCGCUUCUUCAGAUGCUAUCUCAUUCACUCUACAUCGUUCGUCUUCUCUGUGUCGAACAUGUUGAUAACAAGCAUGGAAAGCCUCUUCUAUACCUUGUUUUUGAAUAUCUAGAUACAGAUCUGAAGAAAUUCAUUGAUACUUAUAGGAAAGCGCCGAAUAGUAGGAAUCUUCCUCCUUCUCUUAUUCAGAGUUUUCUUUAUCAGCUUUGUAAAGGUGUUGCUCAUUGUCAUAGUCAUGGUGUUCUUCACAGAGAUUUGAAGCCUCAAAAUCUUCUUAUUGAUAAGGAGAAGGGUAUACUUAAGAUUGCCGAUUUAGGGCUUGGAAGGGCUUUUACUGUACCUCUAAAGAGCUAUACCCAUGAGAUUGUUACUCUAUGGUAUAGGGCUCCAGAGGUUUUACUGGGUUCUACACACUACUCAACUGCUGUAGAUAUGUGGUCUGUGGGUUGUAUUUUUGCUGAGAUGGCAAGGAGACAAGCUUUGUUUCCUGGAGAUUCAGAGUAUCAACAGUUACUCCAUAUAUUCAGAUUGCUUGGAACACCGACUGAGAAGAACUGGCCAGGAGUUAGCUCUUUGCGUGAUUGGCAUGUUUAUCCCCAAUGGGAACCUCAGGGCAUUGAACGUGUUGUUCCUCAACUUGAGGCUGAUGGACUCGAUCUCUUAGUGAAAAUGAUGAAAUUUAAUCCAGCUGAUAGGAUUUCAGCAAAAGCAGCUCUUGACCAUCCUUAUUUUGAUAGUUUGGACAAGUCUCAGUUCUGAAGUGGUUGUGGGUUUGGUAUCCCAGCAUCAGUCUUUUCCAUUUCUCAUCAACUUGGUGAUAUCAAAGUAUGCUAGUUGUGAAUCUUGUUAUGCUAAGGAUUAUGCUCUAUAGUGUUGUUUCAAUUAAAAUAUCUAUUGAAUACACUUUUCAAAAGUUCUAUUUCAAAUUAUCAUUGUAAUGUUUAUGGGAUUUUACUCAA